Messenger RNA from Colias croceus (clouded yellow), 1623 nucleotides. RefSeq names its product cytochrome b5. Gene Ontology annotation, molecular function: heme binding. Gene Ontology annotation, cellular component: intracellular membrane-bounded organelle; membrane. Lineage: Eukaryota; Metazoa; Arthropoda; Insecta; Lepidoptera; Pieridae. The record is from RefSeq and is a predicted model, not a curated record. Bases 155 to 550 code for a protein of 131 amino acids. The transcript has 4 exons.
AGUGUCAGUGUCAGUACAAAAUUUCUCCCGUGAAUCGCCGUCGAUUUGUGGCUCGUGAAAUUGAGAUUUAUUAUUAAUCAUCACUCUUCUGUGAGAACUAGUCCCAGUGGUAACGUGUAAUAAAUUUGUCUCAACUUAAAUACCAUCUUUAAAAAUGGAAGAAGAAAAUGUAAAAUUAUUUACCCGCGAAGAGCUGAAGUGUCGGAAUACUCCCGAAGAUUGCAUACUUAUAAUCCACAACGGUGUUUACGACGUCACUCAGUUUUUAGAAGAGCACCCUGGUGGUUUGGAGGUGCUCAUGGAGCUGGCCGGCAAGGAAGCCACAGAGCCCUUCGAAGACGUCAGUCACAGUUCUGAUGCAAGAGCGUUGAUGAAGAAAUACAAAAUCGGCGAGCUGGUGGAGGCGGACCGCACCCAGAGCAAGGCGGCCUUCUCGCCGCAGUGGGUCAACGACCAGCCGCAAGAGCAGGGCAACUCAUGGAGUUCCUGGGCGAUCCCGCUGUUGCUGGGCGUGGCGGCCACCGUGCUGUACCGGUACCUCUUCUUGUAGUCACCACUCGACCCCGCGCCAUACAACACAUGAGUACACGCAUGUACCAGUGCACACUUAUGUAUGGACUCGAUCCUCUGUGAGGAUCAAUUAGGAUUAGUUACUAAAUGAAUUUCAUAGUGACAUGGUAAUUCGAUUGACAAUCUUUGCCACGUUGCUAUGGUUACGCGCAAACAUACCUAAAAGUAACCGUUGCAGGUUUUCAAUAUUUGCCACUUUUACGUUUCCUAUCGUGCUAUCUCUUUUAUACGCACUGAAUGUAUAGAUUGUUAUUUGAUUUUGUAUGUAUAGCUAAAUUUGAGAUUUAUUCCAAAGUAUAUACCUAAGUGCUUGAAUGUUAACUGAAGUACAUAUUUAUAUGUAGUACAUCAUAUUAUUAUUUAUAUUAUGUGCUAUGACCGUUUACAAAACAAAUUCAUAACAUUUUGCGAUGAUCUAUAGAUAUAUUUAAUGAGAGUGACUGAGGCAAUAAUGUUUGUAGUGUGCAGAGUAGGAAGGCAAUAUUAUAAGAAUAUCGAUGCAUAUUUUAGUAAGUAGGACACUACGAUAUUUUUGUCACCUUCAUUCUUUGUGUAUGAAUAUAGCUAAUCACGAUGUUAACGCUUUACAGACGUAGGUCAAAUGUGACAUAUUGUAGUCGUAACGUCAAUGGGCUAUAAUAAAGCUAAAUAAUGUAAAGUCGUUGAUGGGUGUAUAAUUUAUAAGUUAUAUGACUGCAGGAAAAUUCACAUGAAAAGUAGUCUUUAAAAUAUGUAAUUCUAGUUUUGUAUAAUUUGAAAAAUAAUGCUUACGUUUUUUGCUAUGUAUUCUGCACAUUUUAUAGCUUUAUGGUCUCUAAGCAAAUGAUUAAUGAAGCUUGUUAUUGAAUUAUUGUUACUUUGGCAUUGAGUUACUAUGUUCUACGUACUAGAAAGGACAUCACUACUACACUUAUUGUAACACAAAUUCAAAAAAAAUCGUAGUGAGGACACAUGGUUACGAUCAGAGUAUUCACGUCAUUUCUAUUCAUUUUAUAGGAGGUGACAAAUACACCGCGAAGACAGGACAAAUAUAUUACAUAGUUUAAUAUAAAA